AUGUCCUUGUUGAACUUCUGGGACACGCAGCGCCCCGCGAAACGCCGACGGAUCUCCGGAGAGAGCGUUCCAGAAGCCAAACAGGAGACUCGACAGCCGAGUCCGAGCCCGUCGGUCACGGAAACCGUUGCUGCAGAUGAACCGGACAAUAUAACUAACAGCCAGACGGACCUCGAGACAUCACUACCUGACAUCAAGACUGAGGACGCAAUCGAAGAGUAUGAGGCCUCCGAGGGCGUUGAUUUGGGACUACAUAUGAGACUACGAGAUGGUGUUUGGCAGAGAGGCAAAAGCUCCAUCUACGUUGACGCUUUCAACCUGGCACUGGAAACUGUGUUGGAUGAGGAAUCGCAUCUCUUUAGCGCGGCUGAGAUGGAAAUCUUUACGCACUGGAGGAAGCUGUCAUACGAGUCUCAAUAUCUCUAUGUCCGUCUGUUCCUUCGCAAGACCUCUGCAUGGCACCGUAUCAACAGACUCAAUUAUUACUCUGAUAUAUCAGACCUGGCCGCUGUCGCCGAAGACUUGCAACAGGAUCGGAGCUUACCUGAUUCGGACCUUGGAUGUACAUUCAGAUUCGCCGAGGGAAUAGAAGAGAUAAACUCACUGGAAGAGGCUUCAUCACUCCUUCUCUUGGACGAACUGAAAAUUUUCGCAAAGGAGGCCAAAGUGCAGGGCAAAAGCAAGAAGGAGCUGCUCACAGCGCUUCGCGAAACGAGCCAGAAUCAAACAGGCUUGAGAGAGACAGGCAACAGAGAUAGUCAUUUCACCCAGAAGAUAUUGGAUUACACCGGUGGGUGUAUUAGGCUGGUUUCAGUACCUCGUGCUCUGUUUGAGCGAGUACACCUGGUCUUCUACCGCUCUACAGAGUGGACCGAAAAGUCCCUCACAACCAUCAUUCUGGCGAAGAUGUCGAAAAGAGCAUUUCCUGAUUACAUUGUUUGCCGUUCAAACUCUAUCUUUUCGUCCAGAGAAGCACUUUUGGAGUUUGAAUCGGCCAUCCAGACACAAUUUGCCGUGGACAACAUACUAGAGUUCAACGGCCCUCCAUCGACCGAAUCACUCCAGCAAAUUAUCGAUCUUGCGAACAAAUUCCACCCUCGCUGGAAGGAACUUGUCAAACAGGAGCAGCAAAAAGAAGACAGCAUUUAUGAGAGCGGCGAGGGCGCCUACCUACGUCGGUUCUCGCCGGCAUGGGUGCUAACAAGAAUCAUCCACAAAAGCCUGAACCCACUAGGCCGUUUCAAGGAGCAUAAACGUGAGCAUGAAGUCCUUGAAGAACUACUAUGUCAGCGUCUCUUCCAUGCUGCACGUCGCGGAGCGUGGUAUCAGCGCAAAGCAUUACUGGAAGAACAUUAUAUGUGGGCCCUCACCCCAACAGAAGGACGCAGUGAAGAGGUCCAGCGCAAACACUGGAAGAGAGUCGCAUUGCGGACUUGUGAAGCUGGGUUGGAAGACCCGCUUUGUCAUUUGAUCUUCCAUUACGACCUACAGAAACGGAUCACCAAGCUGGAAAAAGCACUACGGGUCGUCAAGAGGGAGCAGCAUGAUUUUGGACACGUUAUGCUUGGGAAGCCAGCUGAGCGGACGAUCGAAGGUAUCCGUGUAGAUACGGAUGAUGCUCCCUUGAAGACAGCAUCUCGCAAAGGCAGACCGACUAUCUGGAUCGAUGAGAGGGAAGGGGGCGAGUGUAGAGUGGAAAGUAUGUGUCUGAGUUGGUACCGUGAUCAUGGCUGGAAGGGUUAUCACUGUGAGGGGGAUCGACCGAACGCAAGCUGGAUACAUGAAGCUCACCAUCACAAGUUCGGCUAUCUGUUCUACGACAUACUCUUCACAUACGUGCCCAACGUCUUCCAGACAGCGUUCCAGACAUGCCCGCUCGAUCUCCAUACAGAUGUGUUUUAUCCAUCUCGUGCGUCGGAGAUUAACCACCGAUUAGUUGAGAUCACGAACGGCGGGGCCGAGCGUAUUGUUCGUGAGAUCCACGAUCUCCACUCGGAUGCGCAGCCUUGUGUUGUAGGGCUGGACUGGUCUUUUGAUCUAGAUGACCUGGUCGAGAUCGUGCAGUGUUUCCGUGGUGAAGCACUUGCUACUAUCUGCAAAGUCAUGGCACAGGAGUACCAGCAGCGCGGCGGAGGUAUUCCAGACUUGUUUCUCUGGAACAUUGAGACGAAGACUGUGAUGUUCGCUGAGGUUAAGUCGGAGAAUGAUCGGUUGAGCGACACCCAGCGCCUCUGGAUUCAUAUUCUGUUGGCGGCUGGUGUCAAGGUUGAGCUUUGCAAUGCUGUUGCAUCUAAGCAAUCAAAGGAUUAA
Messenger RNA from Penicillium brevicompactum, 2310 nucleotides. Its product is annotated as fanconi-associated nuclease 1. NCBI's taxonomy places the organism in Eukaryota, Fungi, Ascomycota, Eurotiomycetes, Eurotiales, Aspergillaceae. Gene Ontology annotation, biological process: interstrand cross-link repair. Bases 1 to 2310 code for a protein of 769 amino acids. The record is from RefSeq and is a predicted model, not a curated record. Gene Ontology annotation, cellular component: nucleus. Gene Ontology annotation, molecular function: flap-structured DNA binding; 5'-3' exonuclease activity; 5'-flap endonuclease activity. The transcript has 3 exons.